GCGCGACGGGAAUUGGCGCGCAGGAGGCAGGAUCUUUCGCACGCGGGGCGGAUUGCAUGAAGAUGUGGCCCUGGAUGCGGGACCUUCCCAGCCACAUCUGGGCUGGCCGCGGCUGGGCCUACGAUGAGAGCGGCCCACACCGCUUGCCCUCCGCGGGUGGUGCAGGCGCCAUGCAAGGCGUCCAGGUCUUGGAGUCUAUUGGCAAGGGUGGGCAACCAGCUGCUCCGGACCAGCUGGGCCAGGCUACGAGUUUGCUGCCAGCUGGCUCAAGCCAAGGCGUGAAGCCUGCGCGUAUGCUGUCCAAGCAGCAGGCCAAGCAGAGCGGA
Effrenium voratum is the source of this 326-nucleotide messenger RNA. Lineage: Eukaryota; Dinophyceae; Suessiales; Symbiodiniaceae. The record is from the annotation of a GenBank genome assembly.